Molecule: messenger RNA, 939 nt
Organism: Patella vulgata (common limpet)
Lineage: Eukaryota; Metazoa; Mollusca; Gastropoda; Patellidae
Product: epithelial membrane protein 1-like
Exons: 3
Coding region: 68-643 (191 amino acids)
Cellular component (GO): plasma membrane
Source: RefSeq, a predicted model, not a curated record
GUCACCCUUAUCAGUCAGCGUUUGAUAUUGCCGUCUUCACAUUCUUAGUACCAAAUACUGCUAUAACAUGGGCGUUAAGGACGAUUUUUCAGGGUCGAGUAUCUUGGGUAAAGUUAACUUAAUAGUGCUUCUGGUUGCAAACUUCUGUAACUGGAUAGCAUUUUGUACAGCAGAAUGGGGUAAAAAUUAUGCCUCUGUAAACGAUUACAACCUUAAUAUAUUUAAUGGAUGGGGUUUAUGGAGAAUUUGUGGAAAUACUCUUAGUAAUGCAGGCUGUAAUCAACUUGAUGGAUGGGCUCUUGAUUGGUAUGGUGCUGUUCAAGCAUUUGCUAUAUUUGCAUUUGUAGGAAUCAAUGUUGCUUUUCUCUUGGUUGUUCUAAUGAUGUUUACGUCAAAAUGCAAGGGAAAUGGUGAUGCUGGAAUGGCCUCUGCCAUCCUCUGCCUUGUUGCGGCUGUGUGUUACCUCAUAGCUGUCAUCAUCUUUGCUUACUACUUUUCGGUCGUUUAUACUGUAUUUACUAUAAACCUACGGCCUGUUGGAUACUCACUUAUUCUGGCUAUCAUUGCUUUGAUACUGGCAUUUGUCAGUGGAAUCCUUAUUAUAGUGGAUUUAAAGAAAGGAGGCUCGACAUCACCAGCAUGAACUAUUUCUUGACAACAACAACACAUUAAACUAAAUAACUAGAAAAUUUAAAAUUAAAAAAAUAUGUAUUCAAAAACUAUUGUACAUAAAUGUUACGAAACCCCACGUCCUUGAUUUUGAAUAGGGGUCAAUCUUUAAAGAACUUUGAAUCGUUUUGAUUUGAUAAAUUCAAAGUGUAGAGUGUUAUGCUUUUAAAGUGGGGUGAGGAGCAAGGUGGUAUCUUUAGUCUUAAGCCGGGACUGAGAUGAUAAGGAAUUUUAUUUGAAUAGUUAAAUAAUCGACGUCAAAAACGAAAC